Ictalurus punctatus (channel catfish) is the source of this 4475-nucleotide messenger RNA. RefSeq names its product phosphodiesterase 1A, calmodulin-dependent (gene pde1a). The record is from RefSeq and is a predicted model, not a curated record. Gene Ontology annotation, biological process: signal transduction. Bases 605 to 2443 code for a protein of 612 amino acids. NCBI's taxonomy places the organism in Eukaryota, Metazoa, Chordata, Actinopteri, Siluriformes, Ictaluridae. The transcript has 15 exons. Gene Ontology annotation, molecular function: 3',5'-cyclic-nucleotide phosphodiesterase activity.
GAGAUCAGAUACGCUAGUGUCAUGAGGAGAGCACGCCUCCUUCAUAACAGUGAGAGAAGGAACGAGUGAGGAAACAGAAGGAGGGAGAGAGGAGAGAAGAAGAGAAGAGGAGUUAAAGGGAGCUGGAAAGAUUUUAGACACUGUGAGUGUGAUGGAUCCUCAGUAAGCUGCAGUUCCGGUUAGAGAGAGAGAGAGAGAGAGAGAGAGAGAGAGAGAGAGAGAGAAUGAUAGAUAGAGGGUGGGAGUCCAUGUGAAAAAGACCUUAGUGCAACUGUGUCUGUGUGUGUAUAUGUAGCUCGCGUGUGACUACAAGAGGUGUGCUGUGCUGUCAGUGCUGCAACACUACACUCUCUCUCUCACACACUCACACUUUCAUUCACACACACACACACACACACACACACACGUGCAGAUCUUCUACACUAAUUGCCUGAUGCCCUGUGGAGCUGGCGGACUCCAGGAUGGACGGUGCGCUCUGAGACUGAGGACGGCGAGUGCCGACACGCACAUGCUCAACCUGCUACCUGCCGAUUCUAUUACCCUGUAGGACAGCAUACACAUUCUCUCUCACUCUCUCUCUCUCGCACACACAUUUUUGCAAGCCAUGGAUUCACUCUCCAAUGACGUGGAGGGGCUGGAGAACAACUCCAUGAAGUACAGCAGGAACGAGCAGACGGAGAAAAUGUGGCUCCGGCUCAAGGGAAUGCAGAAGUACAAAACAACCUCUCAGAGGUUGAGAUGUCUAGUGAAGCAGCUGGAUAAAGGCGAGGUGAAUGUUGUGGAUCUCAGGAAGAAUAUUGAAUAUGCCGCCUCAGUGCUGGAAGCGGUCUACAUCGAUGAAACGAGACGCCUGCUGGAUACAGAGGAUGAGCUCAGCGAUAUCCAGGCGGACUCCGUGCCCAUGGAGGUGCGCGAUUGGCUGGCGUCCACCUUCACCCGGAAGAUGGGCGUCGUGCGACGGCGGCCCGAGGAGAAGCCACGGUUUCGCAGCAUCGUCCAUGCCGUACAGGCCGGAAUCUUUGUGGAGAGGAUGUACAGGAGGACGUCGAACAUGGCCGGGCUGACGUAUCCUCCAGCUGUGAUCCUUGCUCUUAAGGACGUUGAUAAAUGGUCAUUUGAUGUCUUCACGCUGCACGAGGCGAGCAGCGAACACGCGCUGAAGUUCCUGGUGUAUGAGCUGCUCACCAGAUACGACCUGAUCAACCGCUUCAGGAUACCCGUGUCUUCUCUGGUGGCAUUUGUGGAGGCUUUGGAGGUUGGCUACAGCAAGCACAAAAAUCCGUACCACAACCUGACCCACGCUGCUGAUGUCACCCAGACCGCACACUAUCUGAUGCUCCACACUGGCAUUAUGCACUGGCUCACCGAACUGGAAAUAUUGGCCAUGGUGUUUGCUGCUGCUAUUCACGACUUCGAACACACUGGGACGACUAAUAACUUCCACAUCCAGACCAGAUCAGAGGUGGCCAUCCUGUAUAACGACCGCUCAGUUCUAGAGAACCAUCAUGUGAGCGCCGCCUACAGACUCAUGCAGGACGACGAGAUGAAUAUCCUCAUCAACCUGUCGAAAGACGAUUGGAGAGAGUUGCGCACGCUGGUGAUCGAGAUGGUCAUGAGUACGGAUAUGUCCUGCCAUUUUCAGCAGAUUAAAACCAUGAGGAACUCACUGCAGCAGCCAGAGGGGAUAGACAAACCCAAAGCUCUAUCUCUAAUGCUGCACGCGGCGGACAUUAGCCACCCGGCUAAAGGCUGGAACCUGCACUACCGCUGGACUCAGGCUCUGAUGGAGGAGUUCUUCUUACAAGGUGAUAAAGAGGCAGAGUUGGGACUGCCAUUUUCUCCGCUGUGUGAUCGCAAGGCCACAAUGAUUGCCCAGUCCCAGAUAGGCUUCAUUGACUUCAUUGUGGAGCCCACGAUCUCUGUGCUUGUGGACACCACAGAGAAGAUCAUCACUCCUCUCAUAGAGGAAGCGUUAAAGUCAGGCGGCGUCCGCAGGAAGAGUUUAACAGCACGAGGUUCAGCUGCCGUGGUCGAGUCGGUCCAGAGACACAGUGAGCGAGACUCUGUGCCCACCGACUACUCACUUGCCGGCAUCGACCUCAAACGUGUCCAACACACUCUCUCCGAGAUCAUCCAGCGCAACAAGGAGCGCUGGAAGGAGCUGUCUGUACAAGAACUGGCUAGUAAGGAGCGAGAGCAGCGUUCAGAGCGUGAAGAUUUGACCCGUAAAACCGACGUGUCUGUGAUUCACAGCAGUCUCGAUUCUGAGUCGAAGUCCCUCAGUGAAGUGAACAACACUGACUCACUUCACUCGUCCCAGGACUCUUUAGAGCAAAGCACUGCGUCGCACAGUGCUGACCCGACCGAUGCCAGUCCCGAUGCCACUCCUGAUGCCAGCCCUGACGUCGAUCGGCCGUUACCGUGGAAUGGCAAAAGCGCCUGAAUGAAAAAGAAAAACCAUCGCAAUCUUCGCGAGCUCUUACACUGUGUGUGUGUACUGUGGCAUAAACCUCAUAAUCCCGUAUGGGUGCUGUACAUAGCACUGUGGCCAUUAUAUCCUAAUGCUACUGUUUCCUCUGCUCCUUGGGAAGGGGUGGGGUCAAGCAGACUGAUGUUUCCAUGACACCCAGCAUCACCAUGGGAGAUGCCGGGAUGCUGUGUUGUCAUGGCAAGGAGACGGAGCUCGGCCGGAAGCUUUGGGUAUCCAGAAAAAAAAAUGCAACGCUGUCUCUUCACCUGCAUUUUCUGUUUCCGUUCUUUACUUUUGUAAAUCAGCUUUCGUUUCGUUUUGUUUUCUAGUCAUUUGUAUUGGUAAUUUAUUAAAGAUUGUUCUGCUCCCCUUUAAGCCAUAAUCCAUUUCUUUUGUAUACUGUUUCGCUUGAUGCUAUAGACAGUCUGGAAUAACUCUGCAGGAAGAAACACUAAACAAAGACUGCAUUUUGACUACAAUGUGACUCUUUGCAUAUAUACAGAUGGGAAGCAAAAACGUAAAGAAAAAAAAAAGUUAUGCUCUGUCGGGCAUUUAUUUAUUUAUUUUGCUGUCAUGGUUUAGCGCCACUUGUCCUCUUAGAGUGAAGCGUCACUGCAAGUCAAUAUAAAGUUCGCCUGAAUGAACACAUUUAUCUUAAGAUGAAACGUUUCUAUCCCGGUGGGCAUGGUCUCUUCCGGAUGACUCCGCCCCUAUCCACAGGGUACAAGGGCUCACUGAAUGAUGGUGAAAAUGAUAUAAAUCAUUUAUCACAUGCUAUGACAUUCACACUCACCGGAUCUCAACAUAAUUGGAUACAUAUCUACUGGAGAUUCGGGACUGACAUUAGAUAAUGCCCUUCACCACUACUUAGAUUGUGCAUUCUCUGUUUUAUUUUUAGCAGAUUCUAGGGCAGCGUUGCAUUCCUCAAAGUAUUGGCAAUGCCCUAAUUCUGUUCAUAUGCCAGUCAGCAUGCCAUGGAAGUUUAGAAAGAAAUAGCGUCCGAGACUGAGACGUUUCUUUACAAAUGUGAACAAAUUGCUCAACAUAAUUGAUACAUAUCUAUUGGAGAUUCUGGACUGAUGUUAGAUAACGCCCUUCUCUAACAUUUAAUAAGAACGGUCAACAGUUCUAUUUGUAUUUUUCCGCAUGCAAUAGGUAAUAUAAUACGACUUCAUAGAUUAUGCAUUUAACGUACUAGCCAUUAAAAUCAGCUACUUAGCUAGCUAGCUACUAAUAGAAGUUUCGACUGGUCCGUAUAAGGCAGCCGUGUCAAACUUAUUUUAUGUAAGGGUCCACACUUUUUUUUUUUACACCAAAAAAUUUCUUUCGUUCUUUUAUUUUAUUUUUUCACGACCAAUUAUUCAUCAACAUCUCUAAAAUAUGUUCUUUGAUUUGCCUUUACAUGCUGAAAUAUUCAUGAUUAAGUAUUCCCCCACCCCCUAAAACCCUUUUAACACAUUAUGCAGUGUAACAUCUUGGAAGUAGAUUAUAUGUCAUGAGAAUAGCCCAUAAUAAGGAAGUUAGUAGUUUGCAAAUAAAAAUAGUAAAACUGGGAUUGCAUAAGUAUUCACCCCUGUUGCUGUUAAGAACGUUAUGAUGUACGAUAAAGUGUUAUAAACACAAUGGAUGGUUUUGGGUUCAAAAUGAGAUGAGGACCUUUGAAAGAUGCAGUUAUUCAGGCAGCUUAUUCAAACACACGUGUGUAUUUCAUAUCAUGGUUUUCUAACAUUGCACAAAUGUAUAUUAUCAGCUGCAGUUAUAUUAUCUAUUAUACACGUCACAAUAAUCUACGAAGCAUUAAAUAUUUUUUUUUAAUAAGCACAAGAUUUCUAUGAGUUUUUAGGGUGGAAGCAUUCCCGGGUUUUCCUUACCUGCCACACACACACACACACACACACACACACACACACACACACACACACACACACACACACACACACACACACACACACACACACACACACACACACACACACACACACACACAAAAACACACACACACAAA